Messenger RNA from Schistocerca piceifrons (Central American locust), 2092 nucleotides. RefSeq names its product phenoloxidase 2-like. Lineage: Eukaryota; Metazoa; Arthropoda; Insecta; Orthoptera; Acrididae. Bases 35 to 2092 code for a protein of 685 amino acids. The transcript has 12 exons. The record is from RefSeq and is a predicted model, not a curated record.
UCAAACAGACAAACUACAGUACAUCCCCUCACUGAUGGGGCAUAUGAAUGAGCCAGUAUGCCUUCUAAAGGGAAGACAUAGAAACAUUGCAUUUAAAGUGCCAAAAGAUUAUUUGGAAGACCGUUUUCAGGACAUAGAUCUAGUUGAUAGAAGUGGUGUGACUGGUGGUGUGCAAGAAGUUGAAAUUAAACCAAUAAAACCACCUGAUAUCAGUAUUCCAAUGAAGUUAGGUCGAGAUGAAAAUUUUUCUAUGUUCUUGCCAAGUCAUCGUAAAAUGGCAGCUCAACUCAUUGAUGUUUUGAUGGGAAUGCAUGGGAGUGAGGACUUCCUUUCAGCUUCAGUGUUCUGCAGAGAAAAAAUCAAUCCAUAUCUUUACAUUUAUGCUUUGUCAGUGGUGAUGUUACACAGACAAGAUACCAAAAACAUUACACUACCAACGAUUGUGGAGAUUUUUCCUGACAAGUAUGUAGCUGGAGGAAUUUUUCCUAGAGCGAGACAAGAGGCGAAUGCUGUGCCUGAUGGUUCUAGGGUUCCAAUAGAAAUUCCAAAGGAUUACACUGCUUCAGAUCUUGAGCCUGAGCACCGAGUUUCUUAUUUCCGUGAAGAUAUUGGCUUGAAUCUAAAUCACUGGUAUUUUCAUCUGAUAUACCCAUUUUCUGGACCCCGUAAGAUUGUGAAUAAAGAUCGUCGUGGUGAAUUAUUCUACUAUUUCCAUCAACAAAUUAUUGCCAGGUACAACUUUGAACGGUUGAGCAACAAUCUUGGAUGUGUAAAGAAGUUGAACAACUGGGAUGAACCAUUAAAGGAAGCAUAUUUUCCUAAGCUUGACAACGUGUUGGCAAGUAGGGUGUGGCCUGCACGGGAAAAAUUUACUAAGUUACAUGAUAUCAACCGUGAAGCUGAUCGGCUUUCAUUUGACAUUGAUGAUAUGAAACGCUGGAGAAGUAGAAUAUUUGAUGCCAUUCACCGUGGAGCAGCGAUAAACGACAGAGGAGAAUAUGUACCUUUAACAGAGGAAAAAGGUAUUGAUAUGUUAGGUAACAUGGUGCAAUCAAGCUCCCUGUCAGUUAACAAGAAUUUCUAUGGUGACAUGCACAACCUUGGGCAUAUGAUGGUUGCCUACUGUCAUGAUCCUGAUGGACGAAAUUUGGAGACGUUUGGUGUUAUGGCAGAUGUAGCAACAGCCAUGAGAGACCCUGUGUUCUACAGAUGGCAUUCAUUCAUUAAUUCAGUUUUCCAAGAACACAAGAAUUUGUUGCCAAGGUACACCAUUCAACAGUUAACUUUCCCUGGUGUUAAUGUAUCUGGCAUAGAGCUUAUAACAGCAAAUUCAAUAAAAAAUGAAUUCACAACAUUUUGGCAGAAAAGCGAUGUUGAUCUCUCCAGAGGUCUUGAUUUCGCCCCUGGUGGAGCAGUCUAUGCUCGCAUUACACAUCUGCAGCAUGCCCCAUACUUAUUUGCAGUACAGGUUAGCAACUCAGGACCACCUCGAACAGGAACUGUAAGAAUAUUUUUGGCUCCAAAAUUCAAUGAACAAGGACGCCCAAUGCUGUUUCGAGAACAAAAAAAUAUGUUCAUUGAGAUGGACAAGUUUACAGUACAUUUGAAAACUGGACUUAAUGUGUUCUGGAGAGAGUCAAAGAAAUCUUCUGUAACAGCUGCAGUUGGAAGUCCAUUAAAAAAUUUGAACAAUUCUGAUCCACAGUCACAAGAGGCAGGUGGCUACUGUUCUUGUGGGUGGCCUCGUCAUUUGAUGAUCCCAAAAGGGAAACCUGAGGGUUUACCAGCUCAUCUCUUUGUAAUGAUAUCUGAUUAUGCCAUAGACAGGGUAGAUCAACCUCCACCUGAGGGAUGUCGGGCAAGUCACAGUUACUGUGGUUUGCGUGAUAGAAUGUAUCCUGACAAAAAGCCAAUGGGAUUUCCAUUUGACCGUAUGCCUCGUAGUGGUGUGAAUACUCUUCAGGAAUUCCUAACUCCUAAUAUGGGAGUUUUGGAUGUGGUGAUAAGACAUUAUGGAAAAACAGCAAUUUCACUGCCACUGACACGAGAUGAUUGGGAAAAAUUUGUGGCUGGUAGCCAGUACAGAGUAUGA